Molecule: messenger RNA, 1347 nt
Organism: Eupeodes corollae
Lineage: Eukaryota; Metazoa; Arthropoda; Insecta; Diptera; Syrphidae
Product: dual specificity protein phosphatase 13
Exons: 6
Coding region: 498-1142 (214 amino acids)
Biological process (GO): protein dephosphorylation; negative regulation of MAPK cascade
Cellular component (GO): cytoplasm
Molecular function (GO): MAP kinase phosphatase activity; protein tyrosine/serine/threonine phosphatase activity
Source: RefSeq, a predicted model, not a curated record
GAAAUACAGUCGAAAACUCAAAGCGAAAGCUCAAAAUAGUUAAUCGGUUUUUUCACGGAAAAUAUCGACAACCCCUUUUAGUUGAAUAAAGAACGUUGCGGGGUUGAAAACGAACGUCCGUUGUCGUUCGAGUAUAGUAUAGUUGUCGUCGCAUCCGAUUGGUGGUAUUUCUAGUUCCGGACUUUAUUUUUCGAUUUUCUAUAUUUGCGUCUUUUGAUUUAUACUUUAACGUACUUAUAAAAAUAAGCUAUAUACAAUUUUAAGUGCUUAACGACGUACCGUUACCUGUACUUUCUGCAUUAUUAUUAUACAAACUAACAUAUUUAAAAAAGAGAAAAAGGAAAUAUAUUUAACAGUGCAUCGCAAGGACGACGACGACAACGGUUUUUUGCAGCAGUUUUCUUUGUUAUAAAGUGUUUUGCGGUGAAGUAAACACUUUUUCUCAAGCCCCCCAUCAACCAACCCACUGAGACAGGACAAAAAUACCCUCAUUCAAAAUGUCAUGGAGAUACGCGCUUCUCUUCGAUUAUCUUCUCCAGCAACCAAGUAGAAUGGACUUAACAGACCAAACUACAGGACGCCAAUUGCAAAGGGUGCUUCACUAUUCAGUAACCCCAUGCAGGCCAUUGCCAGGACUUCGGAGAUCAGAAUGUGCCAUUCAUGAUGUAGACUGUGAUGAAGUGUAUCCUGGUAUUUAUGUGGGUGACGCAGCUGCUGCCAAGAACAAAGUGUACCUCCGACUUAUGGGCAUCACACAUGUUUUGAACACAGCAGAAGGAUGCAGAUAUGGUCAGGUCGAUACUGGACAUAUUUAUUACAGAGAUAUGCCAACCAUAAGAUAUAUGGGAUUCCCGAUGAUGGAUCAACCGACAACAGACAUCUCCAGAUACUUUUAUGUGGCAUCAAAGUUUAUUGACAACGCAAUAACAAGUGGAGGAAAAAUUCUGGUCCACUGCUUAGUCGGAAUGUCGCGCUCAGCUACCUGCGUAUUGGCAUACCUUAUGAUUUGUCGAAAGAUGACAGCAGUUGAAGCGAUACGAACAGUCCGUAUGCGACGAGACAUUCGUCCUAACGAUGGUUUCCUACAACAGAUCGCCGACUUAGACAACGAACUGAAACGCAAACGUCUAUACCCCUACUAAAUAAGGGCCUCGAGCAUACACCAUACAACAUAAUAAUAUAUAUUUUUUUGUAUAAAAAGGAUCAACGUGUCUACUAACAACAAAAAUGAAAAACAAAAACAAAGAACAGCUAAAUAAUAACAAAAAGUUUAUGUUAAACCACCAAAGUAUAAAUCUAAUAAUCUUUAAAUGAAACGAAAAAUAAAAACAAAAAUAUUAAAAUUAU